GCCUCAGCCUCUUAUCGUGCUAAGCUCCUGCCCAUCUGUGAACCACGCCUUCCCCACAUCGCGGGGCAGCCUCAAGGCAGCUUCACCACUACAGAUACCUUACCUUCCAUACCUGAGCAACGCACUACCCAUCUCCAACUGUACCUGCAGCUGCAACAGCAAACACCACCGACGUCAACCCAAACACUAGUCGACAGCUCCCUGCUCCAGAUCUUUGUCCCUUCACUUUUUCACAUGGUCUCAACAGUCGAAUAAUAAUUCCCAAAUUCUGUGGCGACGGCCAGAGAAUCGUCAGCCAUGGCCUCUUCCGACGUGAACCCGCUCAUUUCGAACCAGAAGUCCUCGGAGCUUCAGGCAAUCCUUCAUCCUUUGGUACUCCUCACCAUAUCCGACUACAUCACCCGUCAUACGCUGCGGUCGCAGCAAGGUCCCAUUGUUGGCGCUCUUCUGGGCCAGCAGAAUGGUCGCGAGAUCACCGUCGAACAUGCGUUUGAUUGUCACACGAUACCGGCACCAGAGGUAGAAGGAGGCUACCUCCUGGACUCGGGGCGCUUCGGUGCGAGAUUGGAGCAGAUGAAGACAGUUCACAAGGACCGAAGCCUGGACUUGGUUGGCUGGUACACUCUCCUGGCAGUCACCGGCCCGACACCCACCAUCCUCCCGAUCCACAACCAGCUUCUCUCCGAAUUCAACGAGUCGGCCCUCCUCCUAGGCUUCCAUCCUGAGGAAGUCUUUACUCAUUCCGUGGGCGGCAAGCUGCCCAUGACCAUAUACGAAUCCAACUAUGAGGUCGACGAUCCGAGAGCUGCCGAGGCAGAGGGCGAGGACAAGAAGAUGGACGACGGGGAAUCAAAGCUCAAGCUACGCUUCCGCGAGCUGCCCUAUACGGUCGAGACGGGCGAGGCUGAGAUGAUCAGCAUGGACCAUGUUGCGCGCGGUGCCGGCAACGCGACCGCCGUCGAGGCCCCCAAGGAGGCUGUCAAGCCCAAGGUCCAGCGCGUUGACCUCGGUACUAAGCGCCGCGUCGUUGUUACUGAUAGCUCAGAUGGUGAUAACGCAGAGGCUCAGCUGUCCCCAGAAGAGGAAGAGAUGGUCGCCGCUCUGACGGCCAAGGCGAACGCCGUCAAGAUGCUUCAGGGCCGCAUCCGCCUCAUCACAACUUACCUCGAACGCUUGCCGGCCGAACCCCUUACUGGGGCUGAACAGCCCGAUGCCGUAUCUGCCACCACAGAUGCGCAAACGACACCAUCUCACACUAUCCUCCGCCAAAUCCAGGCCCUCGUGAACCGGCUAGACCUCCUCGUUCCCUCUGAUGCGGAGGGCUUCGAGAAGGAGGUGCUCUGUGAGGAGAACGAGGUCGCCAUUACGUCACGUCUCAACGAACUCAUGCAGAGUAUCAGUGGCAUGCGCGACUUGGGCAAGAAGUUUAGCAUCGCCGAGUCUGCACGUAGCAGGAAUCGCGGUAAUCCGACGGCGUCUGACUUCCCCAACUACGGUCCUUCUGGCUUCAAUCUUCCCGGCGCGGGAGACAUUAUGAUGUAGAGGGCAUCUUACUUUAUGGUGCCUGGGCAGCGAAGCAAAGAGUCUUUUUUUUGGCGACGGUUGCGCGCAUCAUCAGCCUAUCUGGGAUUCAUGGGGAGGCGUUUCAGGGGAUAAUGUAGACAUGACCACACGUGCGAGGGGCACAAAUAACCCCGAAAAAUACAAACACCUUAAGUCCAG
This is a messenger RNA of Colletotrichum godetiae, 1722 nucleotides long. RefSeq lists its product as uncharacterized. The coding region runs from base 298 to 1542 and encodes 414 amino acids. NCBI's taxonomy places the organism in Eukaryota, Fungi, Ascomycota, Sordariomycetes, Glomerellales, Glomerellaceae. Gene Ontology annotation, biological process: protein deneddylation. The transcript has 2 exons. Gene Ontology annotation, cellular component: COP9 signalosome. The record is from RefSeq and is a predicted model, not a curated record. Gene Ontology annotation, molecular function: metallopeptidase activity; protein binding.